Messenger RNA from Colletotrichum destructivum, 1701 nucleotides. Its product is annotated as Putative chromate transporter. The transcript has 5 exons. NCBI's taxonomy places the organism in Eukaryota, Fungi, Ascomycota, Sordariomycetes, Glomerellales, Glomerellaceae. Gene Ontology annotation, molecular function: chromate transmembrane transporter activity. The coding region runs from base 1 to 1671 and encodes 556 amino acids. The record is from RefSeq and is a predicted model, not a curated record. Gene Ontology annotation, biological process: chromate transport.
AUGAUUGGUGUAGCUGCACCAAGCGGAGUAGGUAACGUAAGGACGCGCCUGUCCCAGAGUACCAUUAAUUUUCAUUCUCGCGUCACAACGUUCCGCUGUGAUAAAAAGAAGCGCCAACUGUGGUCUCACACCGUUGCCAGCAUGAUUAUUCGACACUUGAGAGGCUGGCAGCCUGUUGGCCUCGGGGUCAAGUUGUGGAACACCAUCAGGACUAACUACUAUCUUGGUUUCACCUCAUUCGGAGGGCCUCCAGUGCAUUUCAAAACCUUCCAUGACAAAUUCGUCCUGAAGUUGCUAUGGAUCGAUGAGCAAGUGUAUCAAGAGCUAUUCAGUGUAUGCCAGGCCUUCUCUGGUCCUGGUAGCACCAAGAUGCAUUAUUGCAUCAACCUCAUCCAUGACGGCUUCCUCCCUGCAUUCCUAGGCUUUUUAAUCUGGAGCCUCCCCGGCGCCCUCGGAAUGUAUGGCCUCUCCAUUGGCGUCUCGAACAUUGGGGAUACUCUCCCCGGCCCUGUUUAUGCCCUACUCUCCGGCCUGAACGCCUCAACCGUUGGCAUCAUUGCGGUCGCCGCUGUUCAAUUAUCAGAAAAAGCCAUCAACGACAAAAUAACACAUGUACUCGUCUUGCUCAGCGGUGCAGCUGGUAUCCUAUACAAUGCACUAUGGUACUUUCCCCUUCUAAUAUUCCUGGCCGGCAUUACAACCAUCGUCCACGACUAUCGCUGGCUUCACAGUCCCAUCAAAGCCGUUUUGACCGCUAUAAGGAACCCCAGGAGACGGCUCCUGCCAGAGGAGACGGAAUCUGUCCAGCUUUCACGGGCACAGUCUGUGUCCCAGAACACUGCCACUGCCACAGGUACUUCAGAUCCUGCUAAAGAGCGGAAUGGAGCAGGGACCCGGCCAAGUCGGGGAAACGAUACGGAAACCCUUCCAAUGACUGAGAACGAGGGUCCAGGCCCCGAAUCAGGACCACGCGUGGUCCCGCGUGAACGGACUCUCGAUUUCUCGUGGACAUUCGGCCUCGGCAUAAUUGGGGGUUUCCUCGUCACUUUUGUUGUCGUUAUGAUUCUCCGUGGCGUGUUGCCCGCCAAGUCGCACCUUUUCAGUUUCUUUGCAAACAUGUACCUCGCAGGAACUAUUAUAUUCGGCGGAGGACCUGUUGUUAUCCCCUUGCUUCGCGAAUACGUCGUUGCCGAAAGUUGGGUAAGCCCAAGGGACUUUCUCAUUGGUCUCGCCAUCCAGCAGAGCUUCCCAGGCCCUAACUUCAACUUCGCCGUGUACCUCGGCUCCCUGACUGCGAUCAACAGUGGUUACAACUCGGCUGCCGGGGCAACACUCGGAUUCAUUGGCAUCUUUGCCCCGGGUCUCAUUACGAUACAUGGCACGAUGGGCAUAUGGAAUGCUAUCCGUGGCCUAAGAUGGGUGAAGUCCCUUCUUAGGGGCGUUAAUGCUGGUGCUGUCGGACUCAUCUACACUGCAGUCUACCGCCUAUGGCAGAUUGGAUACAUUGACGAAAGCUUCCAGCAAGGCACGAGUCUUGCUCAGGAGCCAUGGUGGGUUGUUGUGACGGCGUCGAGCUUCGUUUUUGGCUACUCUUUUGGCGUGAGCCCUCCGAUUGUUAUCGUUAUGGGUGCUAUUCUAGGCCUUGUUUGGUUUGCGAUUGUCAUGGUUUAACUUGGCAUCAGAACAGUGUCUCGACUACUU